UGGUAUUACUCGACUGUAGUCAAAUAUUAGUAGCUUCAUAACAACUAUAGUCAUCUUAUAUUAUUCCUACAUGGUUUCAAUUUUUAAUAUUUAAUAAUUUUGAUGUAUUAUAAUAAAUUUAUUUUUAUUUAAUAUAACAAAUGAUAAUUUAUACUGAUUUAGUUACUUAAAAUCGAUUCCAUUGACAAAAUUAAGGGACCUUAUCACGAUCUAGCACCUCUAAUUUUAGAGAAUAGAUUCAAAAAUAAACUAAGAAAUGGCCAAUGUAACUCACAAAAGUUAUAGCAAUUUAAUAAGUAAUGCCCAAGAAAAAUUUUUAACACUUUUGAAUCAAGAAAUAAAAUUUGAUGAAGAAGCUGACUCAUGGAUAUUGAUGAAAACGCCAUGGCCUAUUUUAUCUUUACUAGUGAUUUAUUUAUUGUUUGUGCUGAAAAUUGGACCUCAAAUGAUGAAAAAACGAGAAGCUCACAAUUUAAAAUACGCUAUGAUGGCAUACAAUCUUUUUCAGACUCUAUACAACGGAUAUAUGAUAUCCGCUUUAUUUAUUCCUGGUGCAUUUCAAGCCGCUGUUGACAAUGUCUGUCAUCCAGUUGAAACCGAUGAAAAUCGACACAUAGUUAAAUUAUUUUAUAUUUAUUCAUGGCAUUUUGUGGUAUCCAAAAUAUCAGAUCUCAUUGAUACGGUAUUUUUCGUGUUAAGGAAAAAACAAUCACACGUGUCAUUUCUGCAUGUAUACCAUCAUGUAAACAUGGUUAUCACUACCUGGACGUAUUUUAGAUUUUUUAAAGGAUAUCAAGCUGUGUUUUGUGGUUUAUUAAACGCAUUUGUCCACAUGGUAAUGUACAGCUACUAUUUCUUAUCAUCUCUUGGACCUCAAAUGCAAAAGUACUUAUGGUGGAAAAUAUAUAUAACUCGUUUACAAAUAGCUCAAUUCCUAAUCGGCUUAACCUACGGCUUACAUUUAUAUUUAUUUGAUUGCAAUUUUCCUCGAAUAUUUGCUAUUUAUAUGACAGCAGAUGUGUUAUUAUUCUUGUAUUUAUUUUUGAUAUUUUACAAUAAAACGUACUGUAAAAAUGUUAAGGCUGAUUAAAAAUUAUGCUCAAAUAUAGAUUAAAAUUAAAUAGAGUAAUGAUGUACUACACGAUUUGUGUAUUUAAUAAUUUGAUGAAUAAAUAUCACGUUCAAAUAUUAUCAUACUGCUAUAUUAUUUAAAAAAUUAAAAUUCGAAUAAAAGAACUUUUAAAUUU
Daktulosphaira vitifoliae (grape phylloxera) is the source of this 1247-nucleotide messenger RNA. RefSeq names its product elongation of very long chain fatty acids protein 4-like. The record is from RefSeq and is a predicted model, not a curated record. Bases 257 to 1090 code for a protein of 277 amino acids. Gene Ontology annotation, biological process: fatty acid elongation, polyunsaturated fatty acid; sphingolipid biosynthetic process; fatty acid elongation, saturated fatty acid. Lineage: Eukaryota; Metazoa; Arthropoda; Insecta; Hemiptera; Phylloxeridae. Gene Ontology annotation, molecular function: fatty acid elongase activity. Gene Ontology annotation, cellular component: endoplasmic reticulum membrane. The transcript has 9 exons.